AUGAUGAAUAACACACCGCAGCAAAUCCUCAACAUUGAGGAUGCCCUGGUAUCGGAGGACAACCCUGCGCGCCUCAAUGGCCCCCUUGACUACGAACGCUGUGCGAGGCUACACAACUACCUAGUUGCGUAUGGCUGGAUGGCCCGCCAUGGACAAGAGGCAUCCAAUCUCGAUGAGCUAGCUAGUCAACCAUUUGUUUUGGCGGACGAAAAUAUACAAGGUGUGCGCGAACGACUCCACCCGUCCGUGAAUUCCUUCAUAGGUUCGAUAUUCUCGCCUGAGUCUAGCUUCUUUUACUGGGUGUAUGGUAUCCAAAUGAUGUUGGUCGACGACAUUUUUCCCGAUGAGGAAAAUGAUCUAAACGAUUUGGAACGAUUUGUUGUUAUCUAUGACACUGUGGUUGAUUUGGGCUCACAUUGUGUCGGCGUCGUCUAUGACCAACAGCUCCACCGCGCUGCUUUCCCAACGACGCUAGAAAACCUGGAUAGCGUGCAGCCGAUCCACGAGCAUGAGGAUAUGUGGUUCCCGUUGGAAACGAUCCUUACCAACUGGAUUCAUAUGCUUCGAAUCGGUAAAAUCACGGCCGAUUCGCCAGAGGGCGAGGCGCCCAAAGAACUGGCAAGAUCCCGUUCGCAAAUCGGGCUUUGGUCUUGGCUUCCAUAUUCUACUAGUCAGAUCGAUAGUACUGUGGCCGCGAUAGAUCGGUACUCGGCGGCUAUCGAAGCUAGAAUGCCCUCUAGAUCGCUUUUACCUAUCUCUAGAGAUACGCCGCUUUUCACCGAUGCAGAGCUUGAUGCAGCGUCUAUACCGGAAGAAUGCUUCAUUCGUUCAGUUCUGACGAGAGUGAAGACACCUCGUUUUAAAGCUAUUGCGCCCGGCUUGGAGGUUCCGCAUGACACUAUGGCUUUCAUUGCUCGGCAGAGGUUUACAAGGGUACCUCGCGACCAUGGGGGAUGGGGCGAGAAUAUUCCGCCCGUCCUUCUCUUUGCAGCUGCAGAUAACAGCCGCACAGUCAGUUUCGGGGAGGAGAUUCGAUGGCUUUUCUUUGGGCGAGAUGAUACGGUAUCAUUUAACGGAAAUGAUCUUAUUCCUACAGGACUCUAUAGUGAGUCAGUGUGCCGGUGCGAAUACGAUACCGAGGAGGCUGGCUUCCGUCUACUACUACCUUUCCGAGAUUACAAUGCGAGAAUGAGUGAUGGGACAUCAAUUUCGUUAGGGUCUGUAUCACAGCUCUUUCAGCAUGGUAUUUUCCAUCCAUUUGGUGGUGAAAGGCGGGCUCAGAGAUUGGAGAGGUUGAUAGAUCGAUGGAGAGAAUUAGUAGAAAGUGGUGUUUGGACAGUUGGAAGGGACGGUGUGGAGGGAACAAUUGAUAGAUUCCGUACAAACGCCUGGAUGGAUUAUUGGAUUGCUCCUGAUUGGUGA
This is a messenger RNA of Penicillium griseofulvum, 1422 nucleotides long. RefSeq lists its product as uncharacterized. NCBI's taxonomy places the organism in Eukaryota, Fungi, Ascomycota, Eurotiomycetes, Eurotiales, Aspergillaceae. The transcript has a single exon. The coding region runs from base 1 to 1422 and encodes 473 amino acids. The record is from RefSeq and is a predicted model, not a curated record.